Molecule: messenger RNA, 35991 nt
Organism: Homo sapiens (human)
Lineage: Eukaryota; Metazoa; Chordata; Mammalia; Primates; Hominidae
Gene: NDST3
Product: N-deacetylase and N-sulfotransferase 3
Exons: 7
Coding region: 746-2296 (516 amino acids)
Biological process (GO): heparan sulfate proteoglycan biosynthetic process; heparin proteoglycan biosynthetic process
Cellular component (GO): Golgi membrane
Molecular function (GO): sulfotransferase activity; heparan sulfate N-deacetylase activity; hydrolase activity
Source: RefSeq, a predicted model, not a curated record
ACCCUUCCAGCGUCGCCUCGGGGACUCGCACCCCUUUCCCUGGCCGCACAAGACGUUUCAUCCUUGGCGGCCGCCGCCAACCCGCCGGGAGGGGCGGUCGGAACUGGCAGGCCGGGGCGGAACCCCCGGGGUCUCCUUGUCGAGGCCCGGGCAGCCAGAUCCUCAGGGCCGGUCCGGGCGGGAGCCCGGUCGAUGGAGGCGGCUCCCGUCCUCAGCUCCCGCUCCCUCCCCUUCCCCGGGGCGGGCGCGCGCGGGCCGGGAGCUGGGAGGCGGCGGCUCCCGCCCGGGAGGCGGUGGCGAGGGCGGCGGAGGCGCGGCCGGGCGGGUCCCAGGGCCGUGGUUCUCCAGCGCAGGAGUCCCCGGCGCACCCGCUGCGCUCGCCCCGCAGCCGCAGCCUGAGCGGCCGAAGUCGCCACCAGCUGUGUCCGCGCAGAUCCCGGGCGCGGAGGGGAGAGGUCGCCCGCUUGUCGCCCCCGCCGGACCCCGGGCACCGCGUAGCACCCAAGCGCCACCCGGACGAGGGGCCCUGGGGAGCGGCUGAGGCCGAAGACCCGAGGGAAGGAGGAGCCCGCGGACGGCUGCAGCCCCAGACUGUAUUUUCUGUGAGUCCUGAUCAAGUGAUACAAAUGAGCUGCAAUGGUGACAUAAACUCUUGACAGAGAUUGGAAAAGUAGCUGGAACACCAUCUUUUCUUUUAACUUUUUAUGGUGCUUCUGUUGGCAUAGUUGGGGAAAGCACCUACAACAUGAGUUUUAUCAUGAAGCUUCACAGACACUUUCAAAGAACAGUCAUUCUGCUUGCCACUUUUUGUAUGGUGAGCAUUAUCAUUUCUGCUUACUACCUGUACAGUGGCUACAAACAGGAAAAUGAACUCUCUGAGACGGCUUCAGAAGUUGACUGUGGCGACCUCCAACACCUACCAUAUCAACUAAUGGAAGUGAAAGCAAUGAAGCUUUUUGAUGCCUCAAGGACAGACCCCACAGUCCUAGUAUUUGUAGAGAGCCAGUACUCAUCUCUUGGUCAAGACAUCAUUAUGAUUCUAGAAUCAAGUAGAUUCCAGUAUCACAUUGAAAUUGCCCCUGGAAAGGGAGAUCUCCCAGUGCUUAUAGACAAAAUGAAAGGCAAAUACAUUCUCAUUAUUUAUGAGAAUAUUUUAAAGUAUAUAAAUAUGGAUUCCUGGAAUCGAAGCCUUCUAGAUAAAUACUGUGUAGAAUAUGGUGUGGGUGUCAUUGGAUUCCACAAAACUAGUGAGAAGAGUGUACAGAGCUUUCAGUUAAAAGGUUUCCCUUUUUCCAUAUAUGGAAAUCUUGCAGUAAAAGAUUGUUGUAUUAAUCCUCAUUCUCCAUUGAUUCGUGUGACCAAAUCUUCCAAGCUUGAAAAAGGUUCUUUACCUGGAACUGACUGGACAGUUUUUCAGAUUAAUCAUUCAGCCUAUCAACCAGUAAUAUUUGCCAAAGUAAAGACCCCAGAAAACCUUUCUCCUUCCAUCUCUAAAGGUGCUUUUUAUGCCACUAUUAUACAUGACCUGGGGCUUCAUGAUGGAAUUCAAAGGGUUCUUUUUGGCAACAACUUGAACUUUUGGCUGCACAAGCUCAUCUUCAUAGAUGCCAUCUCCUUCUUAUCAGGGAAGAGGCUGACAUUGUCCUUGGACAGGUACAUUCUUGUGGAUAUUGAUGAUAUAUUUGUGGGAAAAGAGGGAACAAGAAUGAACACCAAUGAUGUAAAGGCCCUGCUUGAUACUCAGAAUCUUUUGCGUGCACAAAUCACAAAUUUUACAUUCAACCUGGGAUUUUCAGGGAAAUUUUACCAUACAGGAACUGAAGAGGAAGAUGAAGGAGAUGACUGUCUGUUGGGGUCUGUGGAUGAGUUCUGGUGGUUUCCUCACAUGUGGAGCCAUAUGCAGCCCCACCUCUUCCACAAUGAGUCAUCUUUGGUGGAGCAGAUGAUUCUCAACAAAAAAUUUGCCUUAGAGCACGGCAUUCCAACGGACAUGGGCUACGCUGUGGCCCCUCACCAUUCGGGCGUCUACCCUGUACAUGUUCAGCUUUAUGAGGCCUGGAAGAAGGUCUGGAAUAUUAAAAUCACCAGCACUGAAGAAUAUCCACAUCUGAAGCCAGCUAGAUACCGGAGGGGUUUUAUCCACAAAAACAUCAUGGUUCUCCCAAGACAAACCUGUGGGCUUUUCACUCACACCAUUUUCUACAAAGAAUAUCCAGGGGGUCCUAAAGAGCUGGAUAAGAGUAUCCAAGGAGGAGAACUUUUCUUCACUGUCGUCCUCAACCCUAAAAUGAGAUAGAAGAAAGAGUAACUCAUCUUUGGACAAAACCUGCUCGUGUAUUCAAAAAUGGGGAUAGUUUGGAGGAAUGUGAUAUUUGGACUUUUGAAAGUUUAUCAACCUUCAGAUCCCAAAAAUACAAAUAAGUCUGGUUUGAACAUCAGAAAUAUAAUAACUCUUCUAACUUACCUAUUUUCACAAAUGGAAGUAUUUUGAGUCUCCUUAUACAGCUUUCUUCUCUUUUUUCUCAAUUCAGCCAGUACAGUAAUAUACAGUCAAAAAGAGUUAAACCAAUGCCUGGUUAUGAACUGAAGAAGCAGUUAAAACACUCUUAAAAUGCUAACAUUUUCACCAAUAAUUUUAAGCACUUUAAUCUAUCAUCUGUAAAAUUCUGAUGUUUCACAUUUACUUUCAUCAUAGAGCAACAGAAGUAUUAACAAAUAAUCAUGAACUUCUUAAAAGUUCACAGUAGGAUUUUAUCUCCGAAUUUCUAAACCAAAUGAGUUUCAUUUAGUGUGGAAGAAAUUCAAAGUUAAAUCAUUCAUGUACAAUGGAUUUAUACUAAGAAUUUCAUCCAUUUUGUGAUAAGAAAUAUUACAUUUUUUAUUAAUUUAAAAACCAAACUAUUGUCUUUGUUUUUAAAAACCUUACAGUAAAGUUUAUGUUAAUCUUGGACACUAAUUGGACUAACUGAGCAAAUUCCUUAACAAACCUCGCUAUUUUUCAGGCCUUUAUGAAUGAUAUUUGGCAAUUUUAUGUCUUGAGGAGGAGAUUCAUAAGAAUAAAGGUGGCAGGUUGGGGGAGCCGCACAAAACUUGUUCUUUCCUGAUUCAGAAAACUUUCAGUAGACAAUUACUUUCAGAAAAAAAUCCCUAGACUCAAAAUAAAUGACAAAUCUUGUCAGAUGCCACAAGACAGACAAGGAACCCAAAGCUAACGUUAUCUGGCACACCAACUCUAAUACUGGAAGCAAUUCUACUCACCUGGAAACAAAAGGUUAAGAAGCCCACAUCUGGAUUCAGCCCACAUCUAGCCGGAGGCCGGACUACUAUAAUUAGUUAGUGAUGUCUGUCUUGGAGAACAGAGUAAGGAGUAGUGGCAUGUUUCCCAUGAAUUCUCCAUCCUGAAAUUAAGUGCUUGGACAAAGUUUGUAUUGAAACUAAGGAAGAUCCAGAUGCAGUAAGGCAUGCCAGUAAUUUAGCAGAUGACAUUUUUUAUUAGGCCAGGAUGGAAAUGAGAAAACCUUGAUGGAAUCAAAGUAUACAUUAGCUGCAGGAAAGUCAUGAAUUUUAAUUAUAGUGGAUUUGAAAGAUAGCCAUUGUAAGUUUAAGUAAUACCCCAGGCCUCAAUUAGAAGUGCCAUUUUCUGAGAAUGCCAAGUGAGGUUAUCGUUUACUACAAAAAGAUAGAUGUGUAUUGGAAACAUGGCACUUAAAUACAUUCACAUACAUUUGAGCUGAAAACAAAAAUAUAAACAGGACUUUAAUUAAUGAGGGUUUUAAGUUUUUCCCAUAUGUCAACAUAAUAUCAAGGUGCUAUACUAACUUACCAGUACUGGGGUGAGAAAGGGUUACAAUAAGGUGCCCCUCAGAGUUAAACUGGAAAGAUCACAGCAAAGGUAAAAAAACCGUUAAACAGAAUAACUCUCUGGCCUGAAAUGUUCUAAUGUUACCAAAAUAUUUGUCAUGUAAAAGAAAGAAGUAUCAAUCAAGUGAAUUUAACAAAAUAGAGAAUUACAAAGACAAAUGUUAGCACUGUCUGGGGAAGAGAAAACUUUGGUCAUCUCUAAAUGAGCUUUUCCAAUGUCACAGGCCUGGACAACUCUCACGUAAGCUGGAUGCAGGGGUUUUGAUUAAUAGACUUUGAAGUUUAGAUCCAUUUGGGGGAGGUGGACCUAGCAGGCUAUCUGAGCCUGGAACCAUUGAGAUUUCCAUUUUUCUAAUACUACUUUUCCUGAUUCUAAACCCAACUGAUGACUUCCUCAUUAUGGUUUACUUUCCCACGUAGAUCCUACUAUAGGAAAAGAAUAUGUUAAUCAUAGGAACUUGUACUCUCUGGGACAAUAAUUUGCAAUAUAAUUUUAUAAGUUUUAUUUUAAUUGAUCAAUACUUCCCAUGUAACCGGACUACCUGGAAAGAGCCCUCUAAUUGUAUAGACAGUAAUUGAAGAGUAUUUCAGUUCCUCUCUAAUUUAUAAUUACCCAUUUUAAACUAAUAGAUGGUAUCCUGCUUUUAUUCAUUGGUUUCAUGAGCUUUUGCUAAUCUGAUUCUGCCCCAGAAAAAUACUGACUCUCUCUGCAAGUGUACUGAAUCAGGUUUUGGAGCCUGUCGGUCAGAAACAGACCUCAGAGUGUUCGUUGAUUAAGGAUGGUAAUGAGAGUUACCUCAUGAUAUACCAUGGGAGAGAGCCACUGGAAGUACCCCAGAGUCACUGCUAGCAACACACAGGCAUGAGAUUUCUACACAAACAUGUAAUAUACCUAGAUACAAACAUUCUUGAUCAAUUUACAAUUAUACAGAGUACUCAUAUAUAUUUUCAAAAAUUGUGAUAUUCUAUUUACUUUAGAUACUUAUAUAAAAUAAAAUGCAGAAGGGUACUAAGAACUGAAACUUAUGAAGAUAACAAAAAGGAUUAAUUGGCAAUGACUGCAUCUGCCCUCAAUAAAUAAAACUCUAUAUAUGACGUAUAUACUUAGACAAAAGGAACUAGUACGACUAUAGUGUUCAUUUUAACAAGUUUCCAGUUCCACCUAUCUUAGGAAGAUGCAGUAAUAGUUAAUUAAUAUGCUGAUUGGAAAAGUUCCGGCUUAGACAGGUUUGUACUUCUUGUGGGAGCCAUAUUAUCAUCUCAUAUGCACUAAACAAAAAUGUCACUUUUUUGCUUCAGGGUUCUUAUCUCUAAUCACAAGAUGUUAUGAGUCUUUGCUUAUGCACUUGUUGAAUAAAUAGACUCCAGGUAUUGAGUCAUUAACAACUAUAGAUAUAGAACACUUUGCCUCCCUUCAACAUGCUUGAUAAUAAAGUCAGUGCUUACCUAUUAAUCCAAAAAAGCAGCUGUGGAUUGCCACAAGAUUCAUGCCAAUGGGCCAGGCGCAGUGGCUCACGCCUGUAAUGUCAGCACUUUGGGAGGCCAAGGUGGGCAGAUCAUGAGGUCAGGAGAUCAAGACCAUCCUGGCUAACACGGUGAAACCCUGUCUCUACUAAAAAUACAAAAAAUUAGCCAGGCGUGGUGGCAGGCGCCUGUAGUCCCAGCUACUCAGGAGGCUGAGGUAGGAGAAUCACUGGAAUCCAGGAGGCAGAGGUUGCAGUGAGCCAAGAUCACGCCACUGCACUCCAGCCUGGGCGACAGAGCGAGACUCUGUCUCAAAAAAAAUGCGCGCCAAUACUACACUUGCUUGGAAUUCAGGUGAAGCAAAUCCCUGACCAUGUAACAAUAUUGUGCCUCCUUCAUCAAACCAUUAACCAUCCCACAGAACCAUUAGCUAACCCCUUUAUGCACGCAUUUUAUUAAAUGCUUUUUGUCUCUCUGUUUCUCAAUUUGAUAUAGCAUACUUCCACCAUACCCUACAUACCCUCCUACUCAAAUCCCUAAAAGUUAAAUCUAAAUUGUGUUUCUCUUAUUAUAAACAUGGAUGUGAAUAGAGUGAAUAUCUUAAACUAGGAUUAACACAUAGAUUGAUUACAACUAAAAUAAAUAAAACAGAAUUCACUCAAGAAGAAAGCCUUUAUAAAAAGAAAUUAACCCACAUUGAAAUUGAAAAAAAAUACUGUAAUUUUAUAUGUGUAUGUGCUUUUCUCUAAAAUUCAUCUGAAAGGAAAUAAUACAUUGACCUAAUGGGAAGUUUUAUGUUUCUUUUUUUGUUCGCUAGUUCUGGAACACAUUCUAAUAAUAGGAGACCCUUCGCUGAAAAAUAAAUAAAUGAUAAUAACUUUAGACCUAGAAAAGUAAUUCCUGGUCUAACGUUUAAGUCUUUAAUCCAUCUUGAAUUGAUUUUUGUAUAAGGUGUAAGGAAGGGAUCCAGUUUCAGCUUUCUACAUAUGGCUAGCCAGUUUUCCCAGCACCAUUUAUUAAAUAGGGAAUCCUUUCCCCAUUGCUUGUUUUUCUCAGGUUUGUCAAAGAUCAGAUAGUUGUAGAUAUGCAGCAUUAUUUCUGAGGGCUCUGUUCUGUUCCAUUGAUCUAUAUCUGUGUUUUGGUACCAGUACCAUGCUGUUUUGGUUACUGUAGCCUUGUAGUAUAGUUUGAAGUCAGGCAGCGUGGUUCCUCCAGCUUUGUUCUUUUGGCUUAGGAUUGACUUGGCGAUGCGGGCUCUUUUUUGGUUCCAUAUGAACUUUAAAGUAGUUUUUUCCAAUUCUGUGAAGAAAGUCAUUGGUAGCUUGAUGGGGAUGACAUUGAAUCUCUAAAUUACCUUGGGCAGUAUGGCCAUUUUCACGAUAUUGAUUCUUCCUACCCAAGAGCAUGGAAUGUUCUUCCAUUUGUUUGUAUCCUCUUUUAUUUCCUUGAGCAGUGGUUUGUAGUUCUCCUUGAAGAGGUCCUUCACAUCCCUUGUAAGUUGGAUUCCGAGGUAUUUUAUUCUCUUUGAAGCAAUUGUGAAUGGGAGUUCACUCAUGAUUUGGCUCUCUGUUUGUCUGUUGUUGGUGUAUAAGAAUGCUUGUGAUUUUUGUACAUUGAUUUUGUAUCCUGAGACUUUGCUGAAGUUGCUUAUCAACUUAAGGAGAUUUUGGGCUGAGACAAUGGGGUUUUCUAGAUAUACAAUCAUGUCGUCUGCAAACAGGGACAAUUUGACUUCCUCUUUUCCUAAUUGAAUACCCUUUAUUUCCUUCUCCUGCCUAAUUGCCCUGGCCAGAACUUCCAACACUAUGUUGAAUAGGAGUGGUGAAAGAGGGCAUCCCUGUCUUGUGCCAAUUUUUAAAGGGAAUGCUUCCAGUUUUUGCCCAUUCAGUAUGAUAUUGGCUGUGGGUUUGUCAUAGAUAGCUCUUAUUAUUUUGAGAUAUGUCCCAUCAAUACCUAAUUUAUUGAGAGUUUUUAGCAUGAAGGGUUGUUGAAUUUUGUCAAAGGCCUUUUCUGCAUCUAUUGAGAUAAUCAUGUGGUUUUUGUCUUUGGUUCUGUUUAUAUGCUGGAUUACAUUUAUUGAUUUGCGUAUAUUGAACCAGCCUUGCAUCCCAGGGAUGAAGCCCACUUGAUCAUGGUGGAUAAGCUUUUUGAUGUGCUGCUGGAUUUUGUUUGCCAGUAUUUUAUUGAGGAUUUUUGCAUCAAUGUUCAUCAAGGAUAUUGGUCUAAAAUUCUCUUUUUUGGAUGUGUCUCUGCCCGGCUUUGGUAUCAGCAUGAUGCUGGCCUCAUACCAUAAAAACCCUAGAAGAAAACCUAGGCAUUACCAUUCAGGACAUAAGCACGGGCAAGGACUUCAUGUCUAAAACACCAAAAGCAAUGGCAACAAAAGACAAAAUUGACAAAUGGGAUCUAAUUAAACUCAAGAGCUUCUGCACAGCAAAAGAAACUACCAUCAGAGUGAACAAGCAACCUACAAAAUGGGAGAAAAUUUUCACAACCUACUCAUCUGACAAAGGGCUAAUAUCCAGAAUCUACAAUGAACUCAAACAAAUUUACAAGAAAAAAACAAACAACCCCAUCAAAAAGUGGGCGAAGGACAUGAACAGACACUUCUCAAAAGAAGACAUUUAUGCAGCCAAAAAACACAUGAAAAAAUGCUCACCAUCACUGGCCAUCAGAGAAAUGCAAAUCAAAACCACAAUGAGAUACCAUCUCACACCAGUUAGAAUAGCAAUCAUUCAAAAGUCAGGAAACAACAGGUGCUGGAGAGGAUGUGGAGAAAUAGGAACACUUUUACACUGUUGGUGGGACUGUAAACUAGUUCAACCAUUGUGGAAGUCAGUGUGGCAAUUCCUCAAGGAUCUAGAAGUAGAAAUACCAUUUGACCCAGCCAUCCCAUUACUGGGUAUAUACCCAAAGGACUAUAAAUCAUACUGCUAUAAAGACACAUGCACACGUAUGUUUAUUGCAGCAUUAUUCACAAUAGCAAAGACUUGGAACCAACCCAAAUGUCCAACAAUGAUAGACUGGAUUAAGAAAAUGUGGCACAUAUACACCAUGGAAUACUAUGCAGCCAUAAAAAAUGAUGAGUUCAUGUCCUUUGUAGGGACAUGCAUGAAAUUGGAAAUCAUCAUUCUCAGUAAACUAUCGCAAGAACAAAAAACCAAACACCGCAUAUUCUCACUCAUAGGUGGGAACUGAACAAUGAGAACACAUGGACACAGGAAGGGGAACAUUACACUCUGGGGACUGUUGUGGGGUGGAGUGAGAGGGGAGGGAUAGCAUUGGGAGAUAUACCUAAUGCUAGAUGACGAGUUAGUGGGUGCAGCGCACCAGCAUGGUACAUGUAUACAUAUGUAACUAACCUGCAUAUUGUGCACAUGUACCCUAAAACUUAAAGUAUAAUAAUAAUAAAAAAAAGAAAUAUUAAAAAACAACAACAACAACAAAAAUAAAAUAAAAUAAAAGUAAUUCCUGAACAUGCCUAAUAGUGAGUACUGCCUGAGAUGCUUGAAUUUUAGAAAUCAAACUUAAUGCAUCAGAAUCUCUAGGAUUGACCUAGGGGCUCUACAUACUCACCAUGCGCUUUAGGUAAAUGUUAGGAUCAGGCAAAUAGAGAAAUAUUGCCGAGGAAGAAAAUGGAGAAGUAAUUUUGGUAAUCAAAGAUUACCAAAAACUGUUAUAGAAAUUGUAAACCUAGAAUCAAGGUUUCAGAAUGGAAAAUGGCUCCAAAUCUGCAAUAGAACUUUAAAAAACAGUAAGAAUUAAUGUUUUCCUAAGUGACCAGAGAACUCUACCUUAAACUGGAUUUUAAAAUAGUGUUUACUGCUGUUCAUCCCAAAAACUUAGUGUAGGGGUCACCUUCCUCAGGAAACUUUUUCUACUCUGAUUUAGAGGCCCCUCCUGCGUUUCUAUAGCAUCCUCUGCAGACUCUUUCAAAGUAUUUAUUAUCCUGCAUCAUAAUUGUGGGUUGUAUUAGCCUGUACGCUUGUGGUUGUAGAGAAUGUGUCUGUCAUUUCCAAAACUAUCCCAGUGUCUAAACAUAAUAUGUUUUACCUAGUUUUUUAUUUUGCAUAUAUUUGUUAAGGAAAAGAAAUUAACUUUUCUAAUGAACUGAUUUAAAAAGAAAAAUGAAUCUAUUCAUAAAAGGAAAUCCGAGUCCUCGUAAGAAAAUUCUCAAAUCAAAAGCAUAAGGAAAACCUGUUUCCUGAAUUCACUGGGGCUGAAUUAUGUAUCGUUGUGUUCUGUUCUUUACACAUGCAUUUGUCUUCCUGUAUAGAGACUCAUUUGUGUUGAGUUGAUAUAGUUUAAAGACUAGAGGCUCAUUCAAGUUACCUCAGGUAAUGGGACUCCAGAAAGUAAUAUUACUUCAAGUAAUGUGGGACUCCAGAAAGCUACACAUUCAGGAAUCAUAGGACCUAGAGGGUGUUCUGAGACCAAGGUAGCUGUAAGGUCCAUAAAAAUCAGAAUUUCUUUAAAACUUAUGAAUUGUUUAUUAUUGAAAUUUUUCAUUUAAUUUUUCUGGACCACAGUUGACAAUUGGUAACCAAAACCCUGGAAAAGGGGCCUACUGUAAAUAUUUUUCUGAUGAGGUCGCUUUACUUACAAUAGAAAUAAAACUUUAAACAAGGUAAAGAAAAAAAUGAGAAAUGCUAAUAUUAAUCUUGCCUUAGUGCUUUAUUUUGAACCCAACAGAUGCUUUUCACAUGUCUAACUUUCUCUUUUCUGUACUCCUGACUAAAUUAAUAUUCCUUCAAAAAAAGUGCUGCUUGUUUACGGUUUCUGCAGUAGUUAAUUAAUCUUACAAAUGGCCCAAUAUGAAUGCAUCAGAUAUUCUCCAUAUCAAGAUUCAGCUCCAGUUCUAACUGCUGACUGCCUCGUCCGCUGGAUUCUCAGGUCGAAUUUCCAAGCAAGGGAAUCCACUUGCUUCAGCUCACCUUUCUGAGUCAGCCCAUAUCAGUCCUGGCCUUCUGUGAAAUGUCCAUUCUUGGUUCAUAUCCCCACAUGCCCCCCACUUCUAAACUAUGACUGAGCAACGGCUACCUGAGAACCAUCCUUCCAGCAAAGGCUUGCAAAGGCAGGUGCGAUGGCAGCUAUCUAUCUUGAUCUGAAUCCUGUGAGAACAGUCAUUAUGGUUUCUAGCCAAUCCCACAGAUUUGGGAGUAAACUGAACCUCUUUGGAGAGGCUCAAAAGAUUCAUUUUGAAGCUUGCAAAGUCUAAGUAGAAUAAGUAGCUCUCUUAGAUGGGACCAGCUAAUUUUAUCAUUUUAUUAUAUGUAUUGCUCCAUACCCACUUGGAAUGCAAGUUCCAAUAGGCAUUUAUAUCUUGUGUUUUGUUUACUCUAAACCUCAACACUAGGAAGAGUUAUGGCAUUAUAAGGUACUUAAAAAAUAUUUUAUAAAUGAAUGAAUGAACUUAAAUGUCCAAAAGGGAGCAGCGGAGUGGCCAGUAGCAAAAUAAAUUAUGUUCACCCUUAUGUAAUAAAAUACAUUAUGUAAUAAAAUACGCUAUAUAAUAAGGUACAUUCAGGCAUUUAAAACAUGUUGUGUAAUAAGUUUGGCUGGGUGUGGUGGCUCAUGCCUUUAAUACCAGCACUUUGGGAUGCCAAAGCGGGUGGAUCACCUGAGUUCAGGAGUUCCCUGACCAGCCUGGCCAACACUGUGAAACCCAGUCUAUACUAAAAAUACAAAAAUUAGCCGGGCGUGGUGGUGCAUGCCUGUAAUCCCAGCUACUUGGGAGGCUGAGGCAGGAGAAUUGCUUGAACCCGGGAGGCGGAGGUUGCAGUGAGCCGAAAUCGCACCACUGCACUCCAGCCUGGGCGACAGAGAGAGACUCCAUCUAAAAUAAUAAUAAUAAUAAUAAUUUUAAUGACGUGAAAUAUUCAUGAUCUUCUCAAUGGGAAAAGUAAAUUACAAGAAAAUGAGAUAUGAGUAUGGAAAUAAACUAGAAAGAACUCAGCAGAUUGUUAGCAGUAGUUAUCCUAGAUCACACAAUUGAAGAUGAUUUCCAUUAUCUUCCUCUAAUUUUUAUAAAAUAUCUAUAGUGAACACCUAUUAGUGUUAUAACCAGAAACUUCAUACACAUGUACACACACAGAGACACAACACACACAGAGUUACACAAUAAAUGCUACACUAAAAAUAAUAAUAAUCACUUAAUAGUGAUGUACAUAAAAUGGAAUUAUUUUGUGUUGUUGGUAUAUCAGGAAUAGAAUUUCUAUUUACUCAGUUCCAAUUGUUCUGUAUCUGUAAGUCACAUAUGUUGCCUAACACCUGCCCCACAGUGUGAUUAUUUGUGUGUGCAUCUUUUCUACUGUAUAAUGGGGCAUUCUUAUUACAGAGGUAAUCUGUGUGUGUUUCAUCUUUGUGCUUUCCAUUGUGUCUAGAUCAAUGUUUGAAUCUAAUAAGAGGUUGCUAAAUGUAUUUUAAUGAUUGACUAAACGCAUGAAGAGUUAUAUUUCAGGGGCAUGACUUGCUUUAAGGUAUAUCCAAAUGUGAAUAGCAAGCCUAGUUUUAAUAAAACUACAUUUGGCAGAGUCUCUGCUUGCAAGUAAAUGAAAUUUAGACUUCAGAAAAUGUUUGAAUGGCCCUAAAUCUUUAGCAGGUUUUCAUAAGUGAUGAUGAAAUUUACCUGACACAGAACAAAGGACUAUUAAACUGGAAAAGACCAGGAAGGUUAUCUAUCAAUCUUUUAAUUUUUGAUGGAGAACUAGAAUUCCAAAAAGAUUAUUUAGUUCACUGCAGGUCACUUCUAUAGUAUUCCGACCAGAACUCUGUUCUUCCUGACUCUCAGUUCACCACUUCACCCGCUACAACACACUGUUUCUGCACGCCUGGCUAAAUUGGUCUUGACGUGAUGUACAUUCCUUCUUAAUAUGAGUCAGUGACCUGGUACUGGGAAAAUCUGUGAGUGGUUUAACAUGUCAGGCUAUUGUCUAAGAAAAAGCAAACCAUCUCCAUGUAGGGUUAAAAAGCAAAAAAAUAGUGCUUUUGAGAAAAGCUGUAAUAAGCACUUGCAGUUAAGGAAAAAUGUCUAAUGUACUUUUAAAGAACUACGAAUAAAGAACUAUGUUCUCUUUAUCUUAAUACAUUGUAUUGAUAUUACUUAUAAAAUGGUAAGACUUUUAAAUUUAUAAAGCCAAAACAUUUUAUUUCAUCUUUUUGCUAUCCUCCAUAUUAGCCCUAUUUUUCUAUUAUUAAUGUUCUUCAUCACUAACUGUGGUGUUAGAUACAGCAGGUCCUUAAAUAAUGUUGUUUCAUUUAAUAUCAUUUAGUUAUAAUGUUGAUAAGGAAAACAUCAGUUCCCAUCCAGGGCCAAUCUGUGUGUAGUUUGCACAUUCACCCCAUGUCUAUGUGGGUUUUCUCCUGAUACUCUGGUUUCUUCCUACAUCCCAAAAAUGUGCACAUCAGGUUAAUUGUCCUGUAUAAAUUGUGAUGGAAUACCAUAUUGUCCAGGGUUGGUUCUUGCCUUGUGCCCUGAACUGCCAGGAUAGGCCCUGGCCCCCAAGCAAUCCUAAACUGGAAUAACUGGGUAAAUGAUUAUCUUACUUGUUUUUAUUACUCUUUCCUAAAUAUAUGUAGAGCUAACAUUUAUUUCAAUGUUUAAUAUUAAAGUUCUUUGGUUCCUAUUUAGAAGCUGGGUGAUGUUUUGGGGGCCAGAAAUAUGUCAUAGGAAAUUAACUCUUGUUUAGAUUAUUUAACCAAUGGUAAAAUUGGUUUUGUUAUAUGUCAUUUGGUUUACAGUUUCAGUUUCCAAGAACCUACCAAUAACAUUAAGUGAGAACUUACUGUAAUUACUUGUCACUCUGAGAUUAAGAAAACCACAAGAAAGCAUGAUUAAGUUGUGCUUUUUAUUUGACCUCCAUAGUUAAGAAAAAUAGGAGUUUUUGGAAUGGAUAUUAUCUUAAAAUGUAAGAAAAUAGAUAUUAAGUUGGAGAAAUGAAUAUUAUGUUAUUCUUUGUUCAAUCCUUUGAUAGUUUCCCAUAGCAAUCAAUGACACCCAGUAGCAAAGAUUUUAAUUCCUACAUACUAAAUACAAAGUGCUCAGAUUUUAAUUCCUAAAUACUAUUUCUAGCAUUCAGGAUAGACAGAAAAUUUCUUCACUUGAAAAAAAUCAAAUCUGGCUCCUGUCCACUUUUCUCAUCCUUUUUUUCAAUAAUUUCUUAUAUGCACCUUUCACUCCACCCAUACAGAAUAAUUCAUAGUACCUUGAACAAAACUUUGUACUAUCUCACUCUAUGUCUUAAAGUGCUAUCACCUCAAGCUGGAAUGCCCUCCUGCAAAUUUGAACUCAUACAUCAUUUUUUUAAAGAAGACAUCCCCAACCCUCCAGCUUGAUUUCUAAGGUUUCUCCUCUGUGUUCUCAUGGUACUCAGGCAUAACCCAAUUAUAAUUUGCCUACAGUCCUAUAAUCAAUUAUCUUUACCUUCCAGUAAUUUUUGACUUCCUUGAUGGAAGACAUCAUGCCUUAUUCUAUUUUACAUUCACAGUACACUGCAAAAGUUUUGGCACAUAGUAGGUUCUAAAUAAAAGACAAUGUGUUUCCCAUGACUUCCCAUGACUACAUACAUACUAUCUUUGGAAUUUGAAAGAAAUUUGGUUGCCUUGGAAGUACCUCACCACAGAAUUCACUUGAUUACAGAGGGUUUGAGUAACUGGUUUUUAUUGUCUCCCAACAUGGCAUUUUAUUGAAGUCAUUGAGUUUAUGAGAAUAUGCUCAGUUUCACUCAUAAUAAGAAAAAUGCAAAGUAAGAUUAUAUUGAGACACUAUUUCUUACCUACCAGAUUAACAAAAAUUCAAAUGAUUGCUAAGAUAUUCUGUUAGCAAGUCUGUGGGAAAACAGGUACUCUCAUACAUCCUAGUGCGUGAGCAAAUGGUACAACCCUAAUGGAAGAAAUUUAACAACAUCUAACAAAUCUACAUAGCACUUGCUCUUUGCUGCAGAAAUUCUACCUUUAGGACUCUACCUUAAAGAAGGAAUUACCACAAAGUCAAUUUUUUAAUGAACAAUCUGAGUGCAAACCAUUUUUUCAGUUAUUCAUUACCGGAUUAUUUGUACAUCAAAUAGUGGGAACAACCUAAACAUCCAUCCAUAAGAGACUAGUUAAAAAAAUCUGUGGUAUAGCCAUACAAGAGACUACUAUACAAAUAAAAUUAAGAAGAUUUUGAUGUGCUAUGAUUUCCACAAUACAUUAAGGGAGGAAAAAGUGGGCAAUCUGAAUACAUAUUGAUAUUUACCUACUUGUACGAAAAGAAAUACAGGAAAAACACACCAAAAAUAAUAAAAGUGUUUUGUUAAUUAUUAAUAGAAAUUUUAAAAAUUUAAAUUAUUAAUAAAAAGAAAACUACAUUUAAAAUGGGGGGAUGGUGGGAUGAGAGCAGAAAAGUAAGGGGGUGAGUGGGAGAAACACUUCACUACGUACAUUUUUUACACAGUUUUGUUUUUGUUUUUUUUUUUUUUUGAGACAGAGUCUCACUCUGUUACCAAGGCUGGAGUGCAGUGGCGUGAUCUCAGCUCACUGCCUCCGCCUCCCAGGUAGCAGCGAUUCUCCUGCCUCAGCCUCCCGAGUAGUUAGGACUACAGGUAGGUGCCACCAUGCCCGGCUAAUUUUUUGUAUUUUUAGUAGAGACAGGGUCUCACUGUGUUAGCCAGGAUGGUCUCGAUCUCCUGACCUCAUGAUCCACCCACCUCAACCUCCUAAAGUGCUGGGAUUGCAGGCAUGAGCCACCUAGCCCAGCCUAUAGCUUUGAUUUUGAACCAUGAAAUGUUUUACAUAUAGUCAAAAUAAUAAAUGAAAAGGAUGAGGGAGAGAUAAGCAAACCUGAAAAUUGAAGACAAAUGAACAAAUAAACCUAACAUGGAUGUGUAUGUAAUAUAUUACACAAAAUAAUUAAUUAAAAUAAUUUUGAGUACAGUAUUCUAACUGCAUACGUUUAGUGAAAUAUAGGACAAAAGUCUGCAUGGAAAAUAUAAACUUUAUUAAUAAAUUUUUGUUGAAUUAUGAAACAUUUCUCAUGUAUUGUCAGAUAGAAAAAAAUAAAUGAAUAUAUUGAUGCUGUUGGGAACUGAGUUUUCGCCAUAAAACGAAUAAAAAUAUGGAAAGAAGGAUAAUAAGAGAGAAUUAGAGUAUUUAAAUUUGAAAUGAGGAGAUUAAUAAGAACUUAAGGUUUCCUACCUCUAUCUAGAAUCAAUGACACUUAGUAGCAAAGAGCUCAGCUAGUGCUCAAAUUUUAAUUUCUAAAUACUAUUUCUCCCCAAAAGUAAGUGGGCUUUUUGGAGAAAAGGCUAAAUUCAAGUCAGAUACAUGGAAAGUACAAAUUGAGUCUGGAACACCUUGUACCAGAAAAAAGGGAAACAGUCACUCAAAGACUAACAAGCUUGUAUUAAACAGGACAGAAAUCAGCUAAAAGUGCUCUUGAUAUGAGAUAAUUUUAGCAUGAAAAAAAUGGAGGUUAUAGACAUACUCAAAGUAUGAAAAAAGAAGGAGAGUUCUUCUGUAGAAAAGACACCAGUGCCAGCUGAUGAAUUCAGGUAGAAUGAUGGAAUUCAAAGAUCAUCAUUUUGCAGACACCAAUGAAAACAAUUGAUUGAAAAAAGAAACAUCAAUAGUUGCUGAAACUUUUGGGUGAAAGAUUACACAGCCUUAAGGUUUAAUUCCAUAGAUUACUUAUUAAUUACAAAGAGAAAAAUCAUUCUUCACAAUAGAGAAAUCUGACAGUUUCUUACUGUACCCAAGUGAUCAGACUUAACAUCACCAAAGGUGGAGUAACUUAACAAGAUAAGCUGAUAUUAUGCACCUCCUGUGAUUCAAUACAAAAUAAAGUAGGGUGACAUCAGCAAAAUGAUGAAAUAGAAAGUCCCAUAUCCUCCUUCCUUCCAUAGAGUCAUCAACUGAACAACAAUACAUGAAUUAAUUCCCUUUGUGAAAAAUCCAGAAACAAAUUAAGACACUGCUGGACCCCAGGCAAGCGCAAAACCAGCUGCAUAGAGGCCAGUAAAAAAAUUCACAACACUCACUUGCCAUAGUCCCUUUCACUGACUCAGCAGAGAGCAACUGGAAGAAAACUCCCAGCUUCUAGCUUCUCCCACAGUCCCAUAGGAGGAAAAGAUUUGGCUUGUACAUUUUUGUACAUUGAACAUUUAGGCUUUUGGCAGGGGACAGAGGGGCAGAAGGGUGGGUGGAUGGUUGCCCGAGAAACUAGUUUUUAUCUUAUCUGUCUCCAAGUGCUGACAGGACCCAAUAUAUUCUAGAAGCCAGGGGCUGCUGACAACAAAAGACAGCUUGGCAGCUUAUAGCAGCUCCAGAGAACACCAGAAGGAGUAAUAGAUUACAAGGUCUUGGAAGAAAAUCAACCAGUAAAUCCCUCUAAUUGAGAAUUUACACACACAAGUCUAUUGCAGAUGUAUCCACAGACUAGAGGUGAGAGGACCUCAGAAUCUCUUACUUGGCUGAUUGGUGAAGGUUUGUUCCUAUACAAACCCUGUUUUUUACAGAGUGAGAGAGGAAGCUAUUUUUUGAAAUGCACAGACCACAACAAAAGGUAACAAGGCGCAUUAAGAAAAAGGAAAAUAUAGACCAAUCCAAGGAACAAAAUAAGUCUCCAGAAACCAACUUAAUGAAAUGGAGAGAUUAAAUUACCUGACGAGAAUUCAAAAUAAUCAUCAUAAAGAUGUUCAAUAAACUCAGGAGAAAAAUGGAUGAACAAAGUGAGAAUUUCAACAAAGAAAUAGAAAAUAUUAAAAAUGGAAUCAAAUAGAAAUCUCAGACCUGAAGAAUAAAAUAACUGAAGUGAAAAAAUCACUACCUAGUUUUAAUAGCAAACAUGAUUAAGCUGAAGAAAGAAUCAGGGAACUUGAAGACAGGUCAUUUGAAAUUGCCCAGGGAGCAAAAUAAAAUAAAACAAAAUAAACAGUGAAGAAAGUCUAAGGGACUUAGGAAACAACAUCAAGUUUGCAAAUAUUUGUAUUAUGGGAGUCUCAAAAAGAGAAGAAAGAGAGAACAAUGCAGAAAGCUUAUUCGAAGAAAUAAUGGCCAAAACUUCCCAAAUACGGAAAAGGAAGUAGAGAUCCAAGUUCAAGAAGGCCAACAAACUCCAACUAGGAAGAACUCAAAGAUAACCACACCAGAAAAGGUUAUAAUAAAAAUGCCAAAAUUCAAAGGAUGUUAAAAGCAGAAAAAGAAAACUGAUUCAUCACAUAAAAGGGAGCCUCCAUAACACUAUGAGGAGAUAUCUAGCAGAAACCUUUCAGGACAAAAUGGAGAAGGGAGAUAUAUUCAAAAUGCUGAAAGAAAAAAUAAUUGCCAACUGAGAAUACUAUAGCCUGCAAAAUUGUCCUUCAAUAAUGAAGGAGGAGCUUCUGCACAACAACAAAACUGUCAACAGAGUAAAUAGACAGCCUACAAAAUGGGAGAAAAUAUUUGCAAACUAUACAUCUGACAAAGGUCCAAUAGCCAGUAUCUAUAAGGAACUUAAACAAAUUUACAAGAAAAAAAAAAAACAACUUUAUUUAAAAAGUGAGCAAGGGACAUGAACAGACACUUUUCAAAAGAAGACAUACAUGUGGCCAAUAAGCAUAUUAAAAAAGCUCAGUAUCACUGAUCAUUAGAAAAAUGUAAAUCGCUUCAUUUCAUUCAUUUCAUCUUCCAUCACUAAUAUCCUUUCCUCCAGUUGAUCGCAUCGGCUCCUGAGGCUUCUGCAUUCUUCACGUAGUUCUCGAGCCUUGGCUUUCAGCUCCAUGAGCUCCUUUAAGCACUUCUCUGUAUUGGUUACUCUAGUUAUACAUUCGUCUAAAUUUUUUUCAAAGUUUUUAACUUCUUUGCCUUUGGUUUGAAUUUCCUCCUGUAGCUCGGAGUAGUUUGAUCGUCUGAAGCCUUCUUCUCUCAACUCGUCAAAGUCAUUCUCCGUCCAGCUUUGUUCCAUUGCUGGUGAGGAACUGCAUUCCUUUGGAGGAGGAGAGGUGCUCUGCUUUUUAGAGUUUCCAGUUUUUCUGCUCUGUUUUUCCCCCAUCUUCGUGGUUUUAUCUACUUUUGGUCUUUGAUGAUGGUGAUGUACAGAUGGGUUUUUGGUGUGGAUGUCCUUUCUGUUUGUUAGUUUUCCUUCUAACAGACAGGACCCUCAGCUAGAGGUCUGUUGGAGUUUGCUAGAGGUCCACUCCAGACCCUGUUUGCCUGCGUAUCCACAGCGGCAGCUGCAGAACAGCAGAUUUUCGUGAACUGCGAAUGCUGCUGUCUGAUCAUUCCUCUGGAAGCUUUGUCUCAGAGGAGUACCCGGCCGUGUGAGGUGUCAGUCUGCCCCUACUGGGGGAUGCCUCCCAGUUAGGCUGCUCGGGGGUCAGGGUCAGGGACCCACUUGAGGAGGCAGUCUACCCAUUCUCAGAUAUCCAGCUGUGUGCUGGGAGAACCACUGCUCUCUUCAAAGCUGUCAGACAGGGACAUUUAAGUCUGCAGAGGUUACUGCUGUCUUUUUGUUUGUCUGUGCCCUGCCCCCAGAGGUGGAGUCUACAGAGGCAAGCAGGCCUCCUUGAGCUGUGGUGGGCUCCACCCAGUUCGAGUUUCCCAGAUGCUUUGUUUACCUAAGCAAGCCUGGGCGAUGGUGGGCGCCUAUCCCCCAGCCUCGCUGCCGCCUUGCAGUUUGAUCUCAGACUGCUUUGCUAGCAAUCAGCGAGACUCCAUGGGUGUAGGACCCUCCGAGCCAUGUGAGGGAUAUAAUCUCCUGGUGUGCCGUUUUUUAAGCCCGUCGGAAAAGUGCAGUAUUAGGGUGGGAGUGACCUGAUUUUCCAGGUGCCAUCUGUCAACCCUUUCUUUGACUAGGAAAGGGAACUCCCUGAUCCCUUGAGCUUCCCGAGUGAGGCAAUGCUUCACCCUGCUUCUGCUCACACACGGUGCACUGCACCCACUGUCCUGCGCCCACUGUCUGGCACUCCCUAGUGAGAUGAACCCGGUACCUCAGAUGAAAUGCAGAAAUCACCCGUCUUCUGCAUCGCUCACGCUGGGAGCUGUAGACCGGAGCUGUUCCUAUUCAGCCAUCUUGGGUAAAAUACCUAGGAACCCAGCUUACAAGGGACGCGAAGGACCUCUUCAAGGAGAACUACAAACCACUGCUCAGUGAAAUAAAAGAGGAUACAAAGAAAUGGAAGAACAUUCCAUGCUCAUGGGUAGGAAGAAUCAAUAUCAUGAAAAUGGCCAUACUGCCCAAGGUAAUUUACAGAUUCAAUGCCAUCCCCAUCAAGCUACCAAUGACUUUCUUCACAGAAUUGGAAAAAACUACUUUAAAGUUCAUAUGGAACCAAAAAAGAGCCCUCAUUGCCAAGUCAAUCCUAAGCCAAAGAACAAAGCUGGAGGCAUCACGCUACCUGACUUCAAACUAUACUACAAGGCUACAGUAACCAAAACAGCAUGGUACUGGUACCAAAACACAGAUAUAGAUCAAUGGAACAGAACAGAGCCCUCAGAAAUAAUGCUGCGUAUCUACAACUAUCUGAUCUUUGAAAAACCUGAGAAAAACAAGCAAUGGGGAAAGGAUUCCUUAUUUAAUAAAUGGUGCUGGGAAAACUGGCUAGCCAUAUGUAGAAAGCUGAAACUGGAUCCCUUCCUUACACCUUAUACAAAAAUCAAUUCAAGAUGGAUUAAAGACUUAAACAUUAGACCUAAAACCAUAAAAACCCUAGAAGAAAACCUAGGCAUUACCAUUCAGGACAUAGGCAUGGGAAAGGACUUCAUGUCUAAAACACCAAAAGCAAUGGCAACAAAAGACAAAAUUGACAAAUGGGAUCUAAUUAAACUAAAGAGCUUCUGCACAGCAAAAGAAACUACCAUCAGCGUGAACAGGCAACCUACAAAAUGGGAGAAAAUUUUCACAACCUACUCAUCUGACAAAGGGCUAAUAUCCAGAAUCUACAAUGAACUCAAACAAAUUUACAAGAAAAAAACAAACAACCCCAUCAAAAAGUGGGCAAAGGACAUGAACAGACACUUCUCAAAAGAAGACAUUUAUGCAGCCAAAAAACACAUGAAAAAAUGCUCACCAUCACUGGCCAUCAGAGAAAUGCAAAUCAAAACCACAAUGAGAUACCAUCUCACACCAGUUAGAAUGGCAGUCAUUCAAAAGUCAGGAAACAACAGGUGCUGGAGAGGAUGUGGAGAAAUUGGAACACUUCUACACUGUUGGUGGGACUGUAAACUAGUUCAACCAUUGUGGAAGUCAAUGUGGCAAUUCCUCAGGGAUCUAGAACUAGAAAUACCAUUUGACCCAGCCAUCCCAUUACUGGGUAUAUACCCAAAGGACUAUAAAUCAUGCUGCUAUAAAGACACAUGCACACAUAUGUUUACUGUGGCUCUGUUCACAAUAGCAAAGACUUGGAACCAACCCAAAUGUCCAAUAAUGAUAGACUGGAUUAAGAAAAUGUGGCACAUAUACACCAUGGAAUACUAUGCAGCCAUAAAAAAUGAUGAGUUCAUGUCCUUUGUAGGGACAUGGAUGAAAUUGGAAAUCAUCAUUCUCAGUAAACUAUCGCAAGAACAAAAAACCAAACACCGCAUAUUCUCACUCAUAGGUGGGAACUGAACAAUGAGAACACAUGGACACAGGAAGGGGAACAUUACACUCUGGGGACUGUUGUGGGGUCGGGGGAGAGGGGAGGGAUAGCAUGAGGAGAUAUACCUAAUGCUAAAUGAUGAGUUAAUGGGUGCAGCACACCAGCAUGGCACAUGUAUACAUAUGUAACUAACCUGCACAUUGUGAACAUAUACCCUAAAACUUAAAGUAUAAUAAUAAUAAAAUAAAAUAAAAUAAGAAAAAUGUAAAUCAAAACCACAGUGAGAUACAUACCAGUCAGAAUGGCUAUUACUAAAAAGUCAAAAAAUAACAGAUGCUGGUGAGGUUGCAGAGAAAAGGGAAUGCUUGUACACUGUUGGUGGUAAUGUAAAUUAGUUCAACCAUUGUGGAAAGCAGUUUGGCAAUUCCUCAAACACCUAAAGACAGAACUACCAUUUGAUCCAGCAAUCCCAUUACUAGAUACAUACCCAAAGGAAUAUAAAUUGUUCUAUCAUAAACACACAUGCAUAUGUUUGUUGCAGCACUAUUUACAAUAGCAGACAUGGAACCAGCCUAAAUGCCCAUCAGUGGUAGGCUGGAUAAAGAAAAUGUGGUACAUAUACACCAUGGAAUACAAUGCAGCCAUAGAAAGAACAAAAUCACAUCCUUUGCAAGAACAUGGAUGGAGCUAGAGGCCAUUAUCCUUAGCAAGCUACCACAGGAACAGAAAACCAAAUACCACAUGUUCUCACUUAUAAGUGGGAACUAAAUGAUGAGAACACAUGGACACAAAGAGGGGAACAACAGACACUUGGGCUGACCACAGGGUUGAGGCUGGGAGGAGGGAGAAGAACAGAAAAAAUAACUCUUGGGUACCAGUCUUGGGUACGUGGGUGAUGAAAUAAUCUGUACAUCUAACCGCUGUGACAUGAGAGUACCUAUAUAAGAAAGCUGCACGUGUAACCCUGAAUCUAAAAUUAAAAGUUAGAAGAAAUAAAGACCUAUAUAAGCAAAUACUGAGGGAGUUUAUUACCACUAUAUCGCCUUUACAAGAAAUGCUAAAAGGAGUCCUUCAAGUUGAAAUGAAAACACCCUAGGCAGCAGCAGAAAUUAUUAUGAGACCAUAAAGCUCACUGGUAAAGGUAAAUAUACAGAAAAAUAGAUAAUACUGUAAUAUUUUAGUGGCUGUGUAUAAAUCACCUUUAAUUCUGAUACUCAAGUUAAAAGGCAAAAGUAUAAAAAACACUAUAACUAUAUGACAAUAAUAAAAAGGGCAAGGGAGGUGAAAGAAUAGAGUUUUAUAUCCAAUUGAAGUUAAAGUUGUUAUCAGCUUAAAAUAUCAACUUUAUAUUUGUUACAACUAUAAGAUGUUUUAUGUAAGCCCCACAGUACCACAAAGAAAAUACUUUUUAAAAACUACCAAAUAAAUGAGAAAGAAAUCAAAGCCUAUCACUAUACAAAAAUCAACAAAACACAAAGGAAGACAGCAAGAGAAGAAAAGAUGGACAGAAAAGCCUCAAGACAAAACAAUUAACAAAAUGGUAAUAGUAAGUGCUUCCCUAUCAGUAGUUACAUUACAUGUAAAUAAAUUAAACUCCUCAAUCAAAAUGGAUAUAGUAGCUGAAUGGAUAACAAAAACAAGAUCCAGCUAUUGUUGUCUACAGAACACUAGCUUUAGAUUUAAAGACACUCACAGGCUGAAAGUGAAAGCAUGGAAAAUUUAUUCCAUCCAAAUGUUAACCGAGAGAGCAAAAGUAGCCAUAUUCAUAUCAGAAAAAAUGGACUUUAAGUCCAAAACUGUCACACAAAAAAAGAAGGACAUAAUCUAGUGAUUAAAAAGUCAAUUAACCAGGAAGAUAUAACAAUUAUAAAUAUAAACGCAUGCAAAUUCAAAGCACCCAAAUAUGUGUAAUAAUCAUUGAGAUAACUGAAGGGAGAAAUAGACAGUAACACAAUAAUAGUAGAAGAUAGCAUCCUACUUUCAACAAUAGAACACUUAGACCAAAAAUCAAUAAGAAAACAAUACUUGAACAACACUAUAGACCCAAUUGACCUGGCCAACUGAUACAGAACAUUUUACUCAACAGCAGCAGAAUGCACAUGCUUCUCAAACUCACACAAAAUACAUUCCAGGAUAGAUUACAUGUUGGAUCACAAAAUAAGUCUCUUUUCAGAACAUUGAUAUCAUACCAAGUAUCAAUUCCUACCACAGGGAAUGAAACUAAAAAUCAAUAGCAGAAGGAAAAAUGGGAAAUUAACAAAUAUGUGGAAAUUAAAUAAAACACUCUUCAAUAACAAUUUGGGUACAAGAAAAAAAUCAAAAGAGAAAUUUAAAAAUACCUUGAUAUAAGUAAAAACAAAACACCUACCAAAACUUAUGGAAUGCAACAAAAGCAGUAUUAUGAGGGAAGUUUAUAGUGAUAAAUGUCUACAUUUUUAAAAACAGAAAGAAUUAAAAUAAAUAGUUUAAUUCUACCUCAGGGAAACUCAAGAAACUAGAAAAAAAAGAGCAAACUAAACUCAAAAUUAGUAGAAAGGAAACAAUAAAGAUUAGAGCAAAAAUAAAUGAAAUAGAAAAUAUAAAAAUAAGAGAAAAAAUCAAUGAAAUUGGUUUUUUGAAAUGAUUAACAUCAUUGGCAAACCUUUAGUUACUAACAAAAAAGGAAGAAGACUCAAAUAAAUAAAAUUGGAAAUGAAAGAGAAGACAUUACAACUGAUCACUGGAAUAAAGAUGAUCAUAAUAGUCUAUAAUGUACAAUUAUACACUGAUAAAUUGGAAUAACCUAGAAAAAAUGGAUAUAUUUCUAAACACAUACAACCCCCAAGACUUCAUCUUGAAGAAAUAGAAAAUCUGAGCAGGCUUGUAACUAGUAAGGAGACUGAGUCACUAACCAAAAGCCUUCCAACAAAGAAACUUCCAGGAACAGAUGUCUUUACUGGUGACUUAUAUCAAACAUUUAAAGAACUAAUGCCAAUCCUUAUCAAACUCUCCAAAAAAACGGAAUAGAAGGGAACUCUUCCAAACUCAGUCUAUGAGGUCAGCAAUAGCCUGAUACCAAAGCCAGACAAAUAUACUAUGAGAAGAGAAACUAUAGGACAAUAUUCUUGAUGAACAUAGAUACAAAAAUCCUCAAAAAAAUAGUGCAAACUAAAUUCAACAGCACAUUAAAAGGUUAUACACCAUGACUAAGUGGCAUUGAUUCUUGGGAUGCAAGGAUGUUUCCACAUACAAAAAUCAGUUAAUGUAAUAUACCAAAAUAACAUAAUUAAGGAUAAAAAUGUUAUGAUCAUCCCAAUAGAUACAGAAAAAUUGUUUGACAAAAUGCAAUAUGAUUUCAUGAUAAAAACUUGCAACAAAGUAGGAAUAAAAGGAAAUUACCUCAACGUAAUAAAAGCCAUAUAUGAAAAACCCCACAAGUAACCUCAUUCUUCAUGGUAAAAACCUGAAAACUUGCGUGAGGAACAAGGCAAGGACUCCCACUGUGAUCAUUUCUAUUCAACAUUGUACUGGAAGUACUAGCCAUAGCAGUUAGGCAAGAAAAAAAAAAAGACAUCCAAAUUGUAAAUAAAAGAGUAAAAUUAUCUCUGUUUGGAAAUGACAUGAUCUUAUAUUUAGAAAACCCUAAAGAUUUCACACAGAAACAUACACACGCAGGCACACAUGCAUGCACACACACAAAAACAACUGUUAGAAUUAACAGUUCCAGGAUACAAAAUCAACAUACAAAAAUGAGUUAUGUUUCACUAACCACAAACUAUCCAAAAAGAAAAUUAAGAAAACAAUCCCAUUUAUAAUAGCAUAAAAAAGAAUAAAAUACAUAGAAAUAAACUGUCCCAAGUCAGUAAGCAACUUGUACACUGAAAACUGCAAAAUAUUCCCAAAAGAAAUUAAAGAAGAUACAAAUAAAUGGAAAGAUACUCCAUGGUCAUAGAUUGGAAGGUUAAUAUUAUUAAAAUGUCCAUACUACUCAAAGUAAUCUACAGAUUAAAUGCAAACCUCAUCAAAAUCCCAGUGGCAUUUUUUACCGAAAUAGAAAAAACAAUCCUAAAAUUCACAUGGAACCACAAAGGGCCCCAAAAAUCCAAAACAAUUUUGAGACAGGAGAACAAAGCUGGAAGCAUCCUACUUCCUGAUUUGAAAAUAUAUUACAAAGAUAUAGUAAUUAAAGCAGUAUGGUGAUGUUACAAAGAUAGACACAUAGACCAAUGGAACAGAAUACAGAGCCCAGAAAUAAAUCUAUGCAUAUGUUGUCAACUGACCUUUGACAAGGGCAUCAAGAAUACCCAAUGAGGAAAAGAUGGUCUCUUCCACAAAUGGGGUUGAGAAAACUGAAUAUUCACAUAUAAAAAAUUAAAAUGGACCCUUAUCAUACACCAUACACAAAAAUCUAUUUAAAAUGGAUUAAAGACUUAAAAGUAAGACCUGACACUGUAAAAUAUUCCAAUAAAAACAUAAAGGAAAAACUUCAUUACAUUAGUCUUGGCAAUGAUUCUUGAAUAUGACACCAAAAGCACAUGCCACAAAAGCAAAAAUAGACAAGUGGUGGAAUUACAUCAAAUUAAAAAGCUUCUGCACAUUAAAAAAAAUAAAAUAACCAACUGAGGGAAAAUGCAACCUAUGGAAUGGGAGAAAAUACCCUCAUAUUGUAUGUCUAAUAAGGAGUUAAUAUUCAAAAUAUAAAAGGAACUGCUACAACUCAAUAGCAAAAAACAAAAACAAAUAAUCCAAUUAGAAAGUAAACAAAGAACUUGAAUAGUCCUUUCUCCAAAGACGACAUGACCAACAGGCAUAUGAAAAGAAAUUAUAGGUCAAUGCUCCUGAUGAAUAUAGAUGUUUAAAAAAGUCACUAAUCAUCAAUUUUUAUAUAAAUUCAUAUAUAUAAAUAUAAGUAAGUGCUAGUGAGAAUGUAGAGAAAUUUACAUACAUACAAAAGUCACUAAUCUCAUAUAUAUACACACAAGUGCUAGUGAGAAUGUGGAGAAAUUAGAACUCUUGUACACAGUUGGUAAGAAUGUAAAAUGGUACGGCUGCUAUGGAAAACUAUGGAGGUUCCUCAAAAAAUUAAAAAUAGAACUACCAUAUGAUUCAACAAUUUGACUUCCGGGUAUACAUCCAAAAAAACUGAAAUUGGGAUCUUGAAGAGAUACAUGCACUCUCAUAUUCACUGCAGUAUUAUUCACACAGCCAAGAUGAGGAAACAACCUAAAUGUCCAUCAAUCGGCAAACGGGUAAAAAACGUAGUAUAUUCAUACAAUAAAACGUUAUUCAGCCUUGAAAAGAACAGGGAAAUCCUGCUAUGUGUGACAACAUGGAUCAACAUUGAGGACAUUAUGCUAAGUGAAAUAAGUCAGUCACAGAAGAACAAAUACUGCUUGAUUCCACUUAACAUGAGAUAUCUGAAACAGUCGAACUCAUAAAAGCAGAUAGUAGAUUUAUGAUUGCCAGGAGCUUGGGGAGGGUUCAAUGGAUAUAAAUUUUCAAUUAUGCAAGAUGAAUACCCUCUAGAGAUCCAGUGUACAACACACACACCUAUAAUUAACAAUACUGUACUGUAUAUUUAAAUUUUUAAGAGGGUAAAUUUCAUGUUAUAUUGUUGUAUUUUUUUACCACAAUUUUUAAAAAGAAAAAAAGAAAGAACUUUUAAAAUAUCUUUUUGUAUUCUUAAUCUAAUGAAGAAAUAAUCAGACAAAUGCAAACACUGAUAUAUUCUAUAAAACAAAUAGUCUGGACUUUUCUAAAAAGGACAAUAUAGUGUUUUUUAAAAAUAGGAAGAAAGAGGAUUAUUCUAGCUUAAAAGAAACUAAAAGGCAUAAUAAUGUAAUGUAAUUUAUAAGCCUAAGCUUUCAUUGGAUCUGGAAUUUUUAAAAAUAUACAUCUAUAAAAGUCACUUUUAAGUUAUUUUUUAGCCCCAAAAUAAAGAGGCUUAAAAAAACAUUAAUCAUUUUACAAUCUCUCAUGAUUUCUGUAGGUCAGAAAUCAGAAAAACCUGAAGUGGGCCGGGCACAGUGGCUCACGCCUGUAAUCCUAGCACUUUGUGAGGCUGAGGCAGGCGGAUCACCUGAGGUCAGGAGUUUGAAACUAGCCUGGCCAACAUGGCAAAACCCCGUCUUUACUAAAAAUAAAAGAAUUAGCCUGGCAUGGUGGCUGGUGCCUGUAAUCCCAGCUACUCAGGAGGCUGAGGCACAAGAAUCGCUUGAACCCAGGAGGCGGAGGUUGCAGUCAGCCAAGAUCAGGCCACUGCACUCCAGCCUGGGUGACAGAGCAAGACUCCAUCUCAAAAAAAAAAAAAAAAGAGAGCUGAACUGGGUGAUCCUGGCUCCAGGUUUCUCAUGAGGUUGCAGUCAGAUGGUAACUAGAGCUGGAAAACCAGGUGGCAGUGACUAGAGCAUCUGUGAGCUGGUGGGCAUCUCUUCAUGUAGUCCCAGGGCUUUUCCAUGUGAUCUUUACCGGGGGGCUUAUCUGGGUCUCUUCCCAGAACAAUCAGACAGCUUUAAGGCUCCAUCAAGUGUUGCAGCAAGUAAGGCAGAAGCAGAAUUGCCUUGGAUUCAGAAGUCACAGCAUCACUUUUGCUGUCACAAAAGCCUGCCCACAUUCAAACACAGAAUAAAUAAAUUAUCUCUCUUUAUAGGAGACUGACAACAUUCUGGAAGAAAGAGAAAUUGUGGUAGUCAUUUUUGGAAAAUAGAAUUUACCACAGACAACAAUGAGGCAGUUGGGGAAAUUUAAAUCUGGACUGUAUAAUAGAUGAUACUGAAUUAAUAACCAGUUUUCUUAGGUGUGAUGAUGAGAUUCAGUUAUAUAAAAAAUGUACUUAUUCUUACAUGAUACAUGCCAAAAGAUUUAAUGGCAGUGUCUUGAUAUCUGCAACUUGUUUUCAAAUGAUUCAGCAAAAUAAAAAAUAAAGAGAGAGACCGGGCACCAUGGCUCACGCCUGUAAUCCCAGCACUUUGGGAGGCAGACCCAGCACUUUGGGAGACAGAGGUCGGCAGAUCACGAGGUCAGGAGUUCGAGACCAGCCUGGCCAAUAUGGUGAAACCCCAUCUCUACUAAAAAUACAAAAAAUUAGCCAGGUUUGGUGGUGCACACCUGCAGUCCCAGCUACUUGGGAGGCUGAGGCAGAAGAAUCGCUUGAAUCCGGGUGGUGGAGAUUGCAGUGAGCCGAGAUCGCACCACUGCACUCCAGCCUGGGCGACAGAGUGAGACCCCAUCUCAAAAAAAGAAACAAAGAAAAAAUAAGUGUGGUGAACUGUAAGUAAUCAGAGAAUAGGUAAAGGUUACACAGAUGUUCACUCUACUAAUUAUUUGCCUUUUCUAUAGAUUUAGGAUAUUUUUCUCAAUUAAAUGAAGAGAAAGUAAAAUAUAAGUCAGAUAGCAUUAUUUUUCUGCUCACAACCCUCCAAUCUUCUCUCUUCGGAGUAGAAGGCAGGCUGCUUACCAAGGCCUGCAAGAUCCUGUGUGAUUCCCAAAGCUUACCUCUCUGAUUUCAUCUCCAGGCAAAGGAAACAGCAAGUACAAAACCCCCAUGAGUGUGCUUGGGGUGUUUUAGAAACAGCAAGUUGUUUACAAUUUCCUACUUUUAAUUGAUGUUUCAAAUAUCUUCUACUUAAACCUUUGUGUACACUUCUUAGAGAAUUCCUAUUUUGACCUCAAGUCCCUGCCUACUCAUUUCUUUCUUUGUAGUAGAAACUUCAGCCCUAAAAGAACUCAGUCAAAGCCAAAUCAUUUCUCACUACCCCCAAAAAGGCCUACAAAUUUGGGCCAGGAGAGGCAAUCCUGGCAAGGAAAUUUUUUUAAAAAGGUCCCAGUUACACUCAAAUUGGGAGUUUCACUAAAUUGAUAUCCCCCUUAGGAUGCUUAAUGCUCAGCUUCAAUCUUACCUCCAGGGCAUAUGAUAUUGUAUCAUAUCUGAGAUUUAGAUUGCUGAGGCAUUUCCUAUCAUAACUCAGUAGGUUCUUAAGAUUUUACUUUGCAGAGUUUAAUCCACUGGGGUUUUUUUGUCUGGUUGCUUAGGCUAAUGCUGCUUGGUGUUCUGAGCGACCUCACUUCCCUGUGGCCCUAGAGUGUGGGGUGACCUGUUGCAGAUGUUAGUAAUUUCCUAUCUUGGGUGGAGGCCCUCACAGAAGCUUUAUUUGCAUAUGAGUGUAUUUGCCCCUGAUGUUUUGGUCUUGGAUGUCAGCGGAAUUGUCCGUCCUUCUGAAGGUCAUACAAUACCGCUUUCCAGGGAGGUAUUAUAACACAGAUAAUUGAAUAAUUGGGCCCUCUCUGUUUUCCAAAAGGAGUGGGUUUGCCACAUCUUUUCUUGCAAACUAGCAAACCUAGGGUUAAGUAGGGCUUGUUGGUAAAUGUAGCGUGUCAGGAGCUCACAGCCAGAUAUGAGCCAGUAAGCAACGUAGGUGUCCUGGGAUGACAAAGGAGGAACAUACACACCUCAGUUGUCUUGCUGAUUCUACUCUGUGCUUCCAUGUCCCCUUCUGUAAAAAUGUCAAUAACACUACAAUAAUAAUAGAGGUCUCUCUUAUGAGAAAUUGGUUAUUUAGUAGACAUUAUAAAUCAAGGUUUCAAAAAGUAUUAUCGGGCCAUCUCAAUGUUCAUUGCAGUUGGCAUCAGUAAAGUGAACAUGGUCAAGGUGAUAUUCUCUAACCAUAGUAAAAUAAAGGGCUGAGGCAUUCAUUUGGUGUAAAUAGGACAAACACCAGGGAGGCUUGGCCAGGUGUCUUUUGUAGUAAAAUUGGGAUUCUGAGAUUGCUGUUUUCCAACUUGGCAACAGCCUUAAACAUCUUGGUAUCCUUUAAUGUUAUGAUUCCACUUCUAGGGAUGUCUCCUAAGGAAAGAGUGCUAAAUAGAGAAAAAGUGUAAAUUGUAAUGGCGACAGAAAAUAGAAACAACCUGAAUGUCCAACUGAAGGGAAAAUGUGUAAAUAAAUCAUAUUCACUUUAUAGAUGAUUGUACAGACUUAAAAAUUUAUGCUUAUGAAUAAUUUGGUGAUAACAUGAGGUAUGAGAGAUAUGUAUAAAAAGAAUACAAAAUUAUACAUAAAUGGCAAAGUUUUAAAACAAAAUGUCAUUAAAAUAACAAAAAGAUAUGGAUCUUUGAAUGUUGAGGAUUGGGCAUAUUUUUCUUUCUGCUCUUCCAUAUUUUUUAAUUUUUCUUUAAUGAUUUUAUGUCACUUUUUCUAACAAGAAGGAUAAAGCACUGAUUAAAAGUGCUAAGAUGAGUUCUUAGCAAAGAAUGAUUAUUCCUAUCUAAUUAUGUAUUAACAUUUAUAUGAAUCAUACUAACAUUAUAUGACUCAUUUUAAGAUAAUAUAUUAAGAGGUUCAUUAAAAUGAUACUUUUUGAGUAUAUAAGGAAUCUUUUUCUUCACAUUUCAAAACAUUAACUCUUUCUAAAAGUCCAUAGUGUGAGAGGUAAAACACUAAUAAUAUGUAAACUAUCAGCAAUUGUACUUCUCGCCAUAACAACUGUAUGGAUUGCAGACAAGAACAAGGAAAUAAAUAAGAAAGUCCCCUUGAGAAGGGAGAGAAGACAAAAGGAAUCUACUUUGUGCCAGGCAAUGUGCUACAUGCUUUCAUAAAUGACCUUAUUUAAUCCUCACAACAACUCUAUGAGGCAUAUAUAUGUGUGUGUGUGUGUGUGUGUAUAUAUAUAUAUGAUAAAAUAAGAUAUAUACACAUCUUAUUUUACCCUAGCAGCAAUUCUGUUAGAUGAGGAAACUGAAAAUUCUAAUAGAUGAAGAAACUGAGGUUCAAAGAAGUUGCAUAAUUGGACCAAAGGAAAACAACUAAGAAACAAGCCCACAUUCUUUCCACUGUCAUUGUGCUUUGUUGAUAGACUACCCCUGGCCCAUGCUCAUAGCCUUAGAUAGCCUCAUUUUUAAACAGAAUUUGGUCACACUUCUUAGUCUGGUUUCUUAUCCUAAGGGAUGUAGUAUACACAAACAUUAGAACAUGACAGAAAGAAGAGAAGGAAUGCUAGAGCAAUAGCAAUGGGGAAUGAAAGCUGACAAAAGAGUAAACCACCAAAACAAAAAAACAAAAACAAAACUCAACCCUAUUAAAAAGCAGCCCAGGAACUCAAAAAGCAUAGCUAUAUAGCAGUAUGGAACUAUUUUAUGACAGAAUAUACAACUCUAUGUCAUGCUGAGGUAAUCAUCAUAUUCAGUACUUUAUUUUCCAUAUACUCUGUAUGUACACACUCUGUAUACAGUAUGUAUAUGUAUUAGGGGGAAUGUAAUAUAUAAAAAUUUUUUGAACAAUGGGUAUUGCCACUCUUUCCUUUAAGGGUUCUGGCUUGAUGAAGUUUUGUUCAUUGGUUUGUCUUGCUUUGCUAUUGUAAUACAUAGAAUUCCAGUAGAAGAUCUACAAACACAAGCUGAUUCUUAAACUGAGAAAGCAAUAUCCAGAGUCAGAACUUGCUUUUUGCUUAUCUACCUAACUAAAAGCUGAAGAAUAAAUGAAGCAGUGACUGGUUAUUGAUACACUUUGCAACAUUUCACUAGAACAACUUAAAACUGGAAUUGAAGCAUCAACUGAAGAUUUCUGUGCAACUGUGGUUUAAAUUGAAUGCUGCGCUUUGUAUAAACAUAAUUUUUUGUGGUUUAACUUUAGGCUGUUCUCUGCGGUCUUCCCAUAUAAUGGGAAUGCGUCAGAAGCACAGCUUCGUUUCCUGUGUAGGCUGGAAACUGUUAACUGCAAAGUUUGGAGACAGUCUCAGAGAGCUCACUGCCAUAUGUUAAACUAAACUUGAUAUGAAAAAUCAUAUCAGUUUCCAGUUUCCCAGAACAUUAAAAAGAAAAAUAAAAAAGGAGCUCAAGCUUUAUAAAUAUAAAAAGCAUCUGUCUGCACAGGAAAUUCUACUCUGUUAUUUUGCAAAUGAUCCCUACUUAUAUUUACAAGAGAAAUCAGAUCUGAUGAACUAUAUGGAAGUAACACAUUAUUUUGUUCAAAAUUUUGAAAUAUAUAUUUAUAAUUCUGUACAGCUGGCUGGACUGUGAACUAACUAUCAUUGUACAGAGAUCUCAACAGUGCUGCCCAGCAUGAUCUUAAAGCAUGUAUGUUUCCAAGUGAAAGGUGAUGGAAUAUUUUGACAGCAUGCUGCUAACUUAAACAUUUUUGUUUAAUGUAAUUUUUGUGUCUAAGUGCUCCCAACCACCAUUUCCAAGACAAGAAGACUCAUGAGCAUUCAGAAAACAUUUGGCACUGUUUCAUUUUAAUUUUUUACUUCUCCUUGACUCUUUGAGCCUAGAAAGAAUUUUCUCUGUAGUUGCUCACCCAGGUACAAGUGUCCUUGAGUUAAUCUUCGGUAGCUCAUUUUAGAAUCCGACUGUGACUAAAGUUGGAUUCUGUGACUGCCUUCUUGCCUGCCUCUCCACUGUCACCUAUAAUUUUGUCAUUUCUUUUGCUCUGAACCAGCUUGCUAUGCUAAAAGCCAUCCCUUCCUUUCACAUUUUAUAAUCCUCAUAAGAUUAACAGCCAAAAUCCAUGACCAGAACUCUGACCACGUACAGUCUACAGAGGACUUCAUGCUACCUUGAUAAUACCCCGUAUUUUACCAGCAACCAUCUCUCAGACUUGACUAUAACCCUCUGGUGUACCUCAUCAAUUCAAUGCUCCAGUGUUUAUCCUUGAUUUCAUUGUUUUCUUGCCUCACAGAGGUACCUAGAGAUUUUUUCCAACAGAAUCUUUCUGCCUUUUUCACUUAAUAGCCUAUCUAUGCCAGUAUUCCCAAGUAAACUCCCUUUAACUGUAAAGCCAUUAAUUUUUUCUUCUGAUUUCUUCUUUUCUCUUUCCCACCUUUGUCUUGCCCAGUUUUUACUUAUUUUCAUUCCUCUAGUAACUUAGGCCUCCUCUUACUCUCAGUUCCUUUUAUUACCAUUAUUUUCUCUAAAAUCAGAUUAAUAUCAUAUAUUAAUAAUAAUUAGUCAUCCAUCACUAAGUAGUGCCCACAUUUACUAACUUCUCUGACUUAAAAGUUGCUGUCUUAUCUAUGUUCUUUUCUUUCCUAGACAACACUUUGGAAUAGUAUCUUUUCUCCCCCUACCUUAUCACAAGAAGAUUAAAAUGACUCUUCUAGUAACAAUUACACCUACCCUCUCUUAUCUCGCACACUGGGAGGCACACGCCAUGGGCCCUCCUUGAUAGAGGUGAAGCUAAACCAUAUCCUUGUGGCAACUUAUAAAAACCUCAAUUGUGUGGUUUGCCUCUGCCUGUUCCUGAGGGCAUGCAGACAUAACGAACUUCUCUCUCAGCCUGGACCUGUGCUGGAAAAGAGUUUGACGCCCACUAAAACAGGCAUUUCACUGUGAAUUAGAAAGCCUCUGGAGAAGAGACUUUAUGUAAAUGUGUGUUCUCAGUGUGGAAUUGUUCUUCCAUGUUUACAAUUGUUUGUGUGUCUUUUUCUCUGUGCCAAAUUUCAGGUGACUGGAGACUGAUUAGCUGGUCUGUGCUAUCCUUACUCCACUUUAGCCAACACAUUGCACAUUCUUACCUCCAAAGUGGCAAAAAAUGCAAAUGUGUAUCAUUAUGCUUUAUUAGCUUUAGUAAAAAGUUUGCCAUAUUAAAGGUUAAAAUUUUUGGCAAUUUUUUGUACUCCUCGAAUAUCUAAUUAUUUAGAUUAAAAUAAUUAUAUAAUUAUUCUAGUUACCUUUCUUGAAUUUAAGUCUUAAAAAAAACCCUGCAAGCAAACAUUUACCUAUGUAACAAACCUGCACAUCUUGCACAUGUACCCCAGAACUUAAAAUUUAAAAAAAAACCUGCAAGCAAACCUAUCCCCUACAUAUUUUCUCAUACUUCAUCCAUACAUUUAACAUUAUAAAUUCUUUUAACUGUUUCUUCUUAAAUUACUUUGCACUAUGCCUUCAUAACAUUAUAUGCAGAUAGAAAGUUGCAUAUUAUUAUGACCAAAGGUCAUUUAUUAUCUAACCUUUCAUCUUGGUGUUGAUGAUGGUCAGCUCAUUAAAUUGUUCUUCUCAACCUGGGAGAAUUAAGCCCUAAUGCUCUUAUGAAUCCAUUGCACGUGAUGAGUUCACUUCUCUAGCUUUGUACCCUUGUUGUGAGAAUUAUGAAAAUAGGCAGUUGAAUUAUUUUCUCCAUAAUGAUAUAGAGAAAUAAUAAUACAGAGAAUGUGGAAUGUUCUCAAAAACUGGUUAAGAAAGGCUACAUUAAGAAAUAUUUAUUAAACUUCUAAUAUGAGACACCCACUACACUAAUUGAUAGAACAAAAAAGCUUUGUAAGCCAUAACCCUUUCUCUUAAAGAAUUUACAUUUUACUUUAUGAGAUAUGAAAUAAUCUGAUGAAAGAUCUGGAAAAUAAUCAAUGGAAUUUGAGAUUGAAUUAUGCAGCAUCAACUUGAAAUUUGAAAGUAAAAAAAACUAUGUGAACUUCAUCAAUAAUAGAGGUCUUCAAGGAGAAGGUAGAUUUAAGUUGAAACCUUAAUUUAGAUUUAAAUGAAAAUUGAAAAUAGACAAUGAAUUAUCUAUGAAUUGUGAGGAAGUGAGGAGGCAUUCAGGACAAGGAAGAGGAAAGCCAUAAGACAGUAAUAAGCAAAUCAGGUGAUAGAACCAAGAGUCACAAGCAAAUCAUUUAAAUAAUCCAAAUAUCAAAUUUCUUAACUAUUAAAAAAAUAGGGAAAAUGUCAGUCUCACAGGGUUGUGGCAAAGAACAAGUUUGUGAAGAUAAUGUAUGUGAAGGUACUGGGAAAUAUAGAGACAGUAAGGGCUCCUGGUAAAUAGGAUAGGAUUCUUAGGAUAAAGACAGCUUAGGAAGGUUUUUGCCAUUUGCCUCUUUCUCAUUAAAAUGGCAUGCAGAUUAUUCAGCAUCCUCUAUGCUGUACAGCAUGAAUUAUUUCUAGAAGAUUAAUCACCAAAUCAAAUGCAAAAGCAUCCUUCUACCAAGUUUUUUCUUGUCUUUGAUGAAAUCACUGGGUUCACUGCUUUUAUCAGUUUUCAUUUGGAUAAUAUUUAAAAUGCUCUUUUAUCCCAAUUUGAAUACCCUCAAUCAAUGUCAGCCUCUUUUAAUUUGGUUUAAGAUUACAGGAAAACAUCAUGACCCUAUAGAUUUUUCCACCACAACUAUUAAGAACAAUGGAGCCAGACAUAUUUUAACAACAAAAGAACAUGAAUGGAGUUUGCCUUUUGACUUAUCAUUUAAGUCCUGGGUUUCAGAUCAUGAUAAAUAUUUCAGAAUGGGGUAAUCCUGGAUCAUGAUUAUAAAGUAUAUCAAGGCUGCAACACAAGUGCUGCUGGGAUUUUUUAAAGGGAAACAUUCUUAUGAGUCUUGAAGUCUCAAUGAAGAAUGGAAGAUUUGAAUGAGUUUUCCUGGAUGAUCAUGAUUCGGUUAGGUGAAGGAGUGGAGAAGGCAACAAUCUGCAGGAAGAAUAAUCCUGGAAUGUUUAGAAAAUCCAGGAGGGGCUUUACUGAAAUGGAAAUCUAAUACUGGAGAACAAUGAGAAAUAAAGUUGGAUAGUUACAGUUAAGUUGAAUGAGUAACUAAUUCAGUCACCACACACACCCUAUUUUAAUUUCUUAAGCAUAUUCUGAGGGUCUCAAGGACCCACAGGAAAAAAAAAAGCAUAAGUCCUUUUAAAAAUUGUAUUAUAUCUACGACAUCCAUAUAACAAGGCUGAAAUUAGAAUCUGGAUGUGUUAUUUUAAUAUUUUUAAUUGUGAUAAAAUACACAUAAUGUAAAAUUUAUCAUCUUAAUUAUUUUUAAGUACAGAACUCAGUAGUGUCAAGCACAUUCACAUUGUUGUGACACAGGUCUCCAAAACAUUUUCAUAUUGCAAAUCUGCAUCUCUAUAUCCAUCAAACAGCAAUUCCGUAUUCCUCCUGCCCCGAAUCCUUAGCAACUACUAUUCUGUUUUAUGUCUCUAUAAACUUGACUAUUCCAGGUACCUCACUUAAGUGGAACCAAACAGUAUUUUUCUUAUUGUUACUGGCUUAUUUCACUUAGCAUAAUAUCCUCAAGGUUCAUUGAUGUUAUCGCAUGUGUCAGAAUUUUCUUCCUUUUUAAGACUGAGUAAUAUUCCAUUGUAUGUAUAUAUCACAUUUGGUGUAUUCAUUCAUUCAUUGAUGAACACUUAAAUUGCUUCCACCUUGUGGCCAUUGUGAAUAAAAGCUGCAGUGAACAUGGGUGUA